AUGUCUAUUAAGUUAGUCAUUGAAGGUUCUACAGUGAAUGUUAUUAGUGCCUAUGCCCCGCAAGUAGGUUUGGACGAGAAGGAGAAGAAGGAUUUUUGGGAGAUUUUAGAUGAGGUAGUGAGGAGCAUCCUGAGCUCUGAGAAGCUUCUCGUGGGAGGGGAUUUCAAUAGGAACAUUGGGUCUUUGCUAAGAGGUUUUGAGGAUGUACAUGGUGGUUUUGGUUUUGGGGAGCGAAAUGACGGAGGAGCUGCUCUUUUGGAUUUUUCUAGGGCUUUUGGGUUGUGGAUAGCGAAUUCAAGCUUUCCAAAGAAGAAGGAACACCUUAUUAUGUUUUGUAGUUCAGUGGGUUAUGCUAAGUUGGUUGUGCGCAAGGAUGGGGAGGAAAGACAGACGAAUAAGGAAGAGUAUAAGGUAGCUAGGAGAGAGGCUAAGUUAGCGGUUACAGCAGCUAAGAUUGAAACUUUUGAGUGCCUAUAUAAGUCUUUAGAGGAGAAAUGUGGAGAUAAGAAGUUGUAUAGGCUGGCUAAAGCCGGGAAGCGGAGGGCUCGUGACUAUGACCAGGUAAAGUGCAACAAAGAAGAGGAAGGUAUAGUGUUGGUAGAGGAUGCUCUUAAUAGGGAGAGGUGGUAG
Messenger RNA from Capsicum annuum, 630 nucleotides. Its product is annotated as craniofacial development protein 2-like. Gene Ontology annotation, cellular component: nucleus. Bases 1 to 630 code for a protein of 209 amino acids. The record is from RefSeq and is a predicted model, not a curated record. The transcript has 2 exons. Lineage: Eukaryota; Viridiplantae; Streptophyta; Magnoliopsida; Solanales; Solanaceae. Gene Ontology annotation, biological process: chromatin remodeling.